ACCUGCAUUUCCUCUGGUUGAUUCUAGUUUCUGGUGCUCCUCCGCCGCUGUCUCUAUUCUACAAACGAGUAUAGUAGAUACUUGAGAUAUUUUGAUUGAGAACAGAUGCCUCGCCAGUUCAAUAGGAGCCACAAGCUUCCUUCACAGAGGAGUAAACCUCGACCUCCUCCGCGCCCGCCAUCAGCAGCGUCCGCGGUUGCUAAUGGCAAGAAGAGCGCGAAACGGCGGAAAGUCGGAAGCAGCAAGAGCUCUGAUUCCUCCGCUGCUGCUGCUGAUUACGACCCGUUGCUGAAGCGCGAUGAAGACGAUAUUCUUUAUUAUUCGCGGAAGUUGAAGGCAAAGUCGGGGAAACUUCCUCGGAUGCCUGAAGACGAUGGACUUGACAGUAUAACUGAGGGUUUGGACUUGGGGUUUUUGGACGACAUGUUUGGCUCGGGAUCGAAGAAGAAAUCGAAACGUGCGUCGAAGCGGGCGGUGGAGAGUAGCGAGGACGAAGAUAGCGAGGUCGACGAAGAGGCUUCUGCUGAAGACGGAGAUAGUGAUGAAGAGAUUGAGGUUGAUCUUGACAGUGACAGUGAGGAGGAAGAAGACGAGGAUAGCAACGACGAGGAUGAUCUAGAAGAAGAUGACAGCGAAGCCGAGGCAGACGAAGCCGAUGAAGCUCAAGAUUCAGAGGCCGAGUCUGCAGCCGUGCAACCUGAAGUCAAGAAACGCGAAAAUCCGUACCUGCCGCCUGUUGCGGCGACUGCGAGCAAUGGGGGAAAAUAUAUCCCCCCUUCGCUUCGGAAGAAAAUGGAGGAAGCCUCAGGUCAAUCCGACGAAGCACGAGCGCUAAGGCGGCAGUGCCACGGUCUGCUCAACAGGCUGUCGGAGGCAAAUAUUGCUUCUAUUGCUGGAGAGUUUCAACAGCUAUACAUGCACAACGCGCGACAGAGCGUGACGUCGACUGUGACCUCGAUCUUACUCGAAAUGACCGCGCAAAAGUCGAUUCUCCACGACAACUUUGUGAUUGUGUACGGUGCGCUUGUCGCGGCGCUAUACAAGCAUGUCGGCACUGAUUUUGGAGCCUACUUUAUACAGACGCUGGUCGAGACGUUUGAUAGCCAUUUGAGCGACCCGGAUAAGGGAAAGGAGUGCUCUAAUUUGAUGGUCAUGCUCAGUCAGCUGUACACUUUCCAGGUGGUGGGAUGCAGCUUAAUCUACGAUUUUAUUCGGGUCUUCCUCAGUGAUAUCACCGAGCUGAACACCGAGCUUCUUUUGAAGUUAAUUACAAACGCGGGCUCGCAGCUACGCCACGACGAUCCAGCAGCUUUGAAAGAGAUCAUCAGUCUACUCCAGGGAGCAGUCAAGAAAAUCCCACCAGAGAACCUGAACUCACGCACCAAAUUCCUCAUCGAGACCGUGACCUCGUGGAAAAACAACCGUCUGACAAACACCUCAAAAAUCGCAAGCGAGUCAAUCACGCGCAUGCGCAAGUUUCUCGGCAACAUCCCCGGCAGCGCCGAAGCCCUCCGCGUGACGCUCGACGAUAUCCGGAACGUGGAAACCCGCGGGAAAUGGUGGUUGGUUGGCGCGGCGUGGUCCGGAGAUGGAACGGCUGGUGUGCGGGUUCGGGAUGUGGAUAUGGACGAUAAUGAUGUCGAUAUUAGUGCGGUGAAGGAUAUUCUGGAUACUGCGGAGCCGGACUGGCUGGCACUCGCGAGACAGCAGCGAAUGAACACUGAUAUCCGACGGGCGAUCUUCGUGGCGAUCAUGGGAAGCGAGGACUACGUUGACGCGAAUGAGCGGUUGAUGAGUUUGAAACUCAAGCGGGUGCAGGAGCGGGAGAUUCCGCGCGUGGUGUUGCACUGCUGCGGGAACGAGAAGGACUUUAACCCGUUCUACGCUUAUGUGUCGGCUGAGCUGUGCAAGCAGCAUUCUGUGAAAAAGACGUUCCAGUUCAGUCUAUGGGAUUACUUCAAGGAACUUGAUGGUGACAUGGACGAGGAGGAUGAUGAUAACGACUCAGACGACGAGGAUACAGAUUUGCGAUUUGUUGGACGCGGCGAAGUUGAUGAAAAGACGCGCCGGCGGAAAUCCAAGAACUUUUCAAAGUUCUUCGCCGUUCUGGUCGGCGAAGGACGGAUGGGUCUUGAAAUUUUCAAGAACGUCAAUUUCUUGACCAGCAGCGACGAGAUGAAUGAGUUCUUGCAGAUCUUUUUCCCCGCGCUGGUAAGUCAUAUCAAAGUCCGGACUGCGCGGCAGAAGGAUAGACUUGCGGGUGAGAAAGCGCUGGUGCAGCUUGUGGUGAAGAUCAAGGAUAAUACGGUGCUGAUGAAGGGUAUUGAGUAUUUUCUGAAGGCAAAGAUUGAGACGAAAAAGGUGUCGAAAAAGUCAGGGCAGGAAAAGACGGAUGAGACUAUCAAGUGGGGUGUAGGAAUCAUCUGCGAUUCUAUCGAGAGACUUGAGAGAUCAAAGGAGUUUUGAUUGCAUCAGGGUUUAGGCAAAUAGAACUCAUAACAGUUCUAAGCAUUUACAGUCUAGCAGGAAUAAGGAUUCUGUGGACUUCGAGAAAACUUCGAUCGCGACGUCGUCUCGUGAGGCAGUCCCCCGCAUUACGAU
Myxozyma melibiosi is the source of this 2601-nucleotide messenger RNA. RefSeq lists its product as uncharacterized. The coding region runs from base 106 to 2466 and encodes 786 amino acids. Gene Ontology annotation, molecular function: RNA binding; protein binding. NCBI's taxonomy places the organism in Eukaryota, Fungi, Ascomycota, Lipomycetes, Lipomycetales, Lipomycetaceae. The transcript has 4 exons. Gene Ontology annotation, biological process: ribosomal small subunit biogenesis. The record is from RefSeq and is a predicted model, not a curated record. Gene Ontology annotation, cellular component: nucleolus.